AUAUCUGCAGAGUUUGGGGAGUCCAUCCAGGCGAUGUCUUGAUGGUCGGAGAUAGCCCAAAGGAUGAUAUUCUAUGUGGUAGGAGAGCCGGAGCAAUGACAUGCCUUAUCGACUGGCUGAAGAACUUCCCAGAAGUGCAUGCCCUGCCAGAAGAGCAUCGUCCAGAUUUCCGAACGGAGACAUUGAUGGACCUAAAGGCGCUCCUUGAAGAGAAGUUCCAGCUGGAACCCGUCCAUCCUCGCCUUUUGACAUCUUUAAUAAAGCCGCCCUCACUUAAAGCCACGCCUAAUGAAAGCGGACCCGAAUUGAAACCCACAACAACUGUGGAAUAUGCCAAGGGUAGCCAUCCUGUGAAUGUCCAGGGUCAGUGCCAGGACCAGGACCAGGACCAGGACCAGGGUCAGGGUCAGGGUCAGGGUUAGGGCCAGGGCCAGGAUCACUAUAUGUGGUCAGGAUCAGGGUCAGGAGCAGGACCAGUGCGAGGACCAGGGCCAGGGUCAGUGCCAGGACCAGGCCAGGAACAGGAACAGGUGCAGGUCCAGGACCAGGACCAGGACCAGGACCAGGGUCAGGGCCAAGGCCAGGACCAGCUCCAGCAGCAGUGCCAGGGCACACAACCUGGUCCUCUCAUAAAUUGCCACGCUCAGGGCCAGCUCUGGGACCAACACAAGUACGAAUAACUAUCCAGAUCAGGACCAGGUUCAGGUUCAGGCCCAAGUCAAGGAUCACACUAUGGCCUAGAUAGAUCUGGAAUAUUCCAGCACCAGUACCAGGAACCAUAACCUUGUCCAGGUCCGCUGAAUGGUCUCACUGGGAACAGUAGCGGGAUUUUAUACUCCAGGGUACUUCGGGCCUAAAGUGGGCCCAAAGUACCAUGGCAUGAGGAGCAUUGGACUGUUCAUUUGCAGCAACGGACUUAGGGCCAGGGCGCGUUGGUGCUUCAGUAUUAUUCCUGCUUGGAAAGCAGGAACUUGGCAGUAAUCGAGGCCAGGUUCAUGCUAUUUUUAGCAUGAAUGCACCAGCUGUAAGGGACCUGACCCUUAUGCUCAGUGGGCGGAAAAGUUAAAAAGUUGGGGUGUGCUGAUGUGCUGCUGAAUAGUCAUUCUGCGAGGAUUAGCCGGGGGCAGAAUAGCAAAUUGGUAUGCUGCUGUGCUGCUGAAUAGUCAUUCUGCGAGGAUUAGCCAGGGGCAGAAUCGCAAAUUGGUAUGCUGCUGUGCUGCUGAAUAGUCAUUCUGCAUGAAUGCCUGAGACCAUACACACUCUGGCACUUUUUCCUGGAUGCAUCUGGCUGUAAAUACGACCAAGGUCAGUCAGUCCUUUAGGUCCUUGUGUGUAUAUCCCUGAAGGUCGUACUUUUUGCCAAUACUGUCUGUUCGCUGGCGGGCAUGAAUGCCCGAGACCAUACACACACACCGACAUUUUCCUGGAUGUAUCUGGCUGUAAAUAUGACCACGUUCAGUCCUUUAGGUCCUCGUGUGCGUAUCCCCUGAAGGUCGUACUUUUUUGCCAAUACUGUCUCUGUUCGCUGGCGGGCAGGAAUGCCCAAGACCAGACACACACUGGCACUUUCCUGGAUGCAUCUGGCUGUAAAUACGACCACGUUCAGUCCUUUUAGGUCCUCGCGUGCGAAUCCCUGAAGGUCAUACUUAGUGCGAAUACCUUCUGGCAUCCAGUGCGAAUACCUUCAGGCAUCACCUAAAGUGGAUGCCAGAAGGAGAAUGUGUUCGCAUCUGAAGAAAGGCGACCAGAUACGCACAGACUUACAUAUGUGCAGCGCUCUGCUGCGACGCAUUGAAAAAUACUCAAAAAGAACAAAUAAAAAAGAUUGAACCCCCCCCCUCCCCUCUUCCCUUUUGUUUCUUCUCCUUUUCUCACUUUCUCAGAGUGUGCACUCACACGAGGACUUUCCUGGAUGUAUCUGACUGCAAUCACGGUCUGAUCUGGAUGUAUCUGGCCGCAAUCUUGUGCAGAGCUGACUCAAAAAAAAAGCCCCAAUGUAUCCCCUUGAUGACUAUAUAUGUGAUGUAGAACAGUAGAACUUUAUUUUGAGCGACAUUUUCCCUUUUUUUUCCCCCCGUCUAACUCUUACAUUAUUAUUACACACAAGCAAGCCUCAUAUAUUUGCCGGCGCCGAAGGCGCCGUUCGGCACCCUUGUCGGUGGAAAUGACAGAUGGUCCAGCAAGCAAGGCGACUCAACUUUUGGCCGAAACACUUCCUCAGAUCGCAUUCUGUGAAUUUAUGAACACCAAAAACCUUUUUUUUAAGGGUAAAAAAUUAAAAUAAAUAAAUUAUUAAAAAUUAG
Chara braunii is the source of this 2303-nucleotide messenger RNA. NCBI's taxonomy places the organism in Eukaryota, Viridiplantae, Streptophyta, Charophyceae, Charales, Characeae. The record is from the annotation of a GenBank genome assembly.